Messenger RNA from Neltuma alba, 2208 nucleotides. Its product is annotated as dynamin-related protein 4C-like. The transcript has a single exon. NCBI's taxonomy places the organism in Eukaryota, Viridiplantae, Streptophyta, Magnoliopsida, Fabales, Fabaceae. The record is from RefSeq and is a predicted model, not a curated record. Gene Ontology annotation, molecular function: GTPase activity; microtubule binding; GTP binding. Gene Ontology annotation, cellular component: microtubule; cytoplasm; membrane. Bases 1 to 2013 code for a protein of 670 amino acids.
AUGGGAAGGUAUUCUGUCGAAGAUUUUCUUAUUCAGAAGCUAAACUCUUUGUCCUUCGACCAAAAUCAGCAACCUCAGAAGUCCGAUGGUGACAUUCUUCCACCCAUUGUCUCUUCCUACAAUGAGAAGAUCCGACCAAUUCUUGACGCUGUGGAGAACCUCAGACGCCUUAACAUCACCAAAGAAGGCAUUCAGCUUCCAAGCAUUGUCGUUGUCGGUGACCAGUCUUCUGGCAAGUCCAGUGUCUUGGAAUCUCUCGCAGGGAUCAGUUUGCCACGUGGGCAAGGAAUCUGCACGAGGGUGCCCUUAAUUAUGAGGCUCCAAAACCACCCUCUGCCAGAGCCAGAGCUUGUCUUGGAGUAUAAUAACAAAAAUGUAUCAACAGAUGAACAGCAUGUCUCAGAUGCUAUAAACAUAGCCACUGAAGAGCUUGCAGGGACGUCCAAAGGGAUUCGCAAUACCCCUCUGACUUUGCUGGUGAAGAAAAAUGGUGUUCCUGAUCUCACCAUGGUGGACUUGCCAGGAAUAACCAGAGUUCCUGUUCACGGACAGCCUGAGGACAUCUAUGACCAGAUCAAAGACAUGAUCAUGGAGUACAUCAAACCUGAGGAAACUAUCAUUUUGAAUGUUCUCUCAGCUACUGUUGAUUUUCCAACCUGUGAAUCCAUUAGGAUGUCACAGAGUGUUGACAGAACUGGUUUGAGAACUCUGGCUGUUGUAACAAAAGCAGAUAAGGCUCCCGAAGGAUUGCGAGAGAAGGUUACUGCUGAUGAUGUAAACAUCGGUCUUGGUUAUAUUUGUGUGAGGAAUCGAAUUAAUGAUGAGUCCUAUGAAGAUGCUCGAAGGGAGGAAGCUAUGCUGUUCCAGAGUCAUCCUCUUCUGUCAAAGAUAGACGAAUCCAUGGUGGGUGUACCUGUUUUGGCUCAGAAGCUAGUUCAGCUUCAAGCUUCAAUUAUUUCCAAGACACUUCCAGAAAUGUUAAAAAAAAUCAACGAGAAGCUCAAUUCUCAGCUUUCUGAGUUGGAGAGCUUACCGAAAAACCUAACUUCCACUGGUGAUGCUAUGGCUGCUUUCAUGCAUAUAAUUAGCUCGGUGAAGGAGUCACUCAAGAAAAUUCUAAUCAGAGGAGAAUUUGACGAGUACCCAGAUGACAAAAGCAUGCAUUGCACGGCUCGCUUGGUUGAGAAGCUGAACAAUUACUCAAAAGAUCUUCAUGAAUGUCCAGAAAGCAACCACAAAAAGAAUUUUCUCACGGAUGAAAUAAUGCUCAUGGAGGAAGCCAAGUGGAUAGGCCUCCCAAACUUCAUGCCUCGCACGGCUUUUCUGGCUUUAUUGCGGAAGAAAGUCGAAGGAAUCUCGUCGAGGCCGAUUCAGCUUGUUGAUGAUGUGUGGGACUAUCUGGAAAAAGUGGUGAUUGGAGUCAUCAACCGCCAUUCAGAACACUAUUAUCAGCUUCAGAGGUGGACAUGCAGAGCAGGAGAAAAUAUGAUUGCUCGAAUGAGAGAGUAUUCAAAGAAACACGUAAAGGAGGCCAUCGAAAUGGAAAAGCUGACAGAUUACACUUGUAAUCCAGAGUACAUGACUGAAUACAGUAAUCUGAUGGCUCAGCAGUCUUCUUUUGUUGAACUUGUGCGCCAAGGUCAUAGUGCUGCAAAUAUUAAUGGUCUUGGAAACGACAUAGAGAUUGGUCAUCUGGGACCGCACAUGGAAGUUCUGAAUCAAGCUUAUGACAUGAAGAUGAGAAUGAUUGCUUAUUGGAGGACUGUGCUGAGGAGGCUCAUUGAUUCCAUAGCCCUGCACCUGCAGUUCAGCAUCAACAAUCUGAUAGAUAGGGAGUUGGAGAAGGAAAUCACUGCAUGUUUCACGUCUUCAAGUUUUGGAGGAAUUGAAAGCUUGCUGGAGGAGUCGCCUUCCAUGGCUGGCAAGCGUGCGAUGCUCAGUCGAAGUGUUGAAGUUCUCAGAGAAAGUAAGGAGGUAGUUUCUAACAUCAUGGACAACACUUCUCGUUCCUGAGGUCAAGUGCUCUGACAUGUGUGGGUUUAUCCAUUCUAUGUAUCAGUUUCAGCGUGUUUCUGUAAUAUUUUUCUGUUUUAAUUUGAAGUGAUGGUAUUGCGUUUCUGAAAUAUUUUUCGUUUUUAAUCUGAAAGUGAUGGUACUGUGUUUCUGUAAUAUUUUUCUGUUUUAAUUUGAAGUGAUGGUGUCGUUCCA